Messenger RNA from Exophiala aquamarina CBS 119918, 987 nucleotides. RefSeq names its product 4-hydroxybenzoate hexaprenyltransferase. The record is from RefSeq and is a predicted model, not a curated record. Gene Ontology annotation, molecular function: 4-hydroxybenzoate polyprenyltransferase activity. The transcript has a single exon. Lineage: Eukaryota; Fungi; Ascomycota; Eurotiomycetes; Chaetothyriales; Herpotrichiellaceae. The coding region runs from base 1 to 987 and encodes 328 amino acids. Gene Ontology annotation, cellular component: mitochondrial inner membrane. Gene Ontology annotation, biological process: ubiquinone biosynthetic process.
AUGGUCUACAAGCCACCCAGCACUGGACUCAUAUCUAAGCUGCCAUCGUCAUGGAUCCCCUAUGCAGAACUGAUCCGCCUUGACAAGCCGGCCGGGACGUACUACCUAUUCUUUCCAUGUCUGUUCUCAACACUCCUUGCAGCUCCCAUGGCCUCGCCCCUGGCCUCCCCUUUCGAAAUUGUAUCAACAACAGCUCUGUUCUUCACCGGUGCCCUUAUUAUGCGAGGGGCUGGCUGUACAAUCAAUGAUCUCUGGGAUCGGAAUUUGGAUCCCCAUGUGGAGCGGACCCGGCUACGACCCAUUGCUCGAAAAGCGAUAUCGGUGGAGAACUCGAUUGUCUACCUCGGCGCGCAGCUACUUGCCGGCUUGACCCUUCUCUUACAGUUCCCACUGCCAUGCUUGUACUAUGGCGUUCCAAGUCUUCUCCUUGUCACCAUAUAUCCCUUAGCAAAGAGGGUAACACAUUACCCUCAAUUCGUCCUGGGCUUGACUUUCUCUUGGGGUGCAAUCAUGGGAUUCCCUGCUCUGGGCAUCGAUCUCCUGUCCAACAUAGCGGCCUUGUCUGCCGCUGCGUCGCUAUACGCUAGCUGCGUCGCAUGGACACUUGUCUAUGACAUGAUCUAUGCAUACAUGGACAUCAAAGACGACGCCAAGGCCGGCAUCAAGUCGAUUGCCCAAGCACAUGCCCAUAAUGCGAAGACGGCUUUGUCGGUCUUCUCAGCAGCCCAGGUUGGGCUUCUUGUGACGGCGGGAUGCUUUGCUGGAGCGGGGCCUGUAUUCUUCGUGGGAAGCUGCGGUGGUGCAGCGUUAACCCUUGCGACAAUGGUCUGGCGGGUGAAUUUGCAGGACGUCAAGAACUGUUGGUGGUGGUUUGUCAAUGGAGCACUGCUCACGGGCGGUGUGAUCUCAUUCGGGUUGUUAGGCGACUACGCCUCUCGGCGGACUAAUGAAGAGUCAAAGAGUAUCCCGCAAGUCAUCCUUGCCUGA